AUGAGGCACAGCAGCAAGAAGAGCAAACCUGAUCGACCUCCAUGCACGGCAGAUAUCUGCGAUUUACGGUGGAGGCCGCACUCCUCACAGGCCUGUCAUGGCGCCACUCUAAGAUGCUCCAUGACGCACUACCAGCGAGGAAUUCUUUUACAGCGAGACACCCUUAGAGGCCCGGCUACCCAACAAGAUGCAGCACUCACAACAGAAACAAUCCGACAAGUCUCCGGUCAUAGAGGACUCUCUGCGGA
Molecule: messenger RNA, 248 nt
Organism: Pelobates cultripes (western spadefoot toad)
Lineage: Eukaryota; Metazoa; Chordata; Amphibia; Anura; Pelobatidae
Source: the annotation of a GenBank genome assembly